AUGAAGUUUACCGAUAUUUUGUCUUUAGGACUUGUGUCCUCAGUCGCAUUAGGUCAGAGAUUUUCUAACUCUUCCUCAAUUGCCACAUCUGGUUCUGGUUCCAGUACCGUCCCAGUAAGCUCAUCUGUUUCUAGUGCUCCAGAAAGUACUGAAACUGUCGCUUCAACAGAAGUGGUUACCGCUUUCACCACUUACUGCCCAGAAGCUACUUCCAUUGUCACCAAUGGUAAGACUUACACUGUCACUGCUCCAACCACUUUGACUAUCACUGACUGUCCAUGUACUUUGACUCACAGCAAGAGCUCUGCUCCAAGUGAAUCUGGUUCCUCAUCUGCUCCAGAAUCUACUUCCACCAGUUACGUGACUUCUACUGAAGUGGUUUCAACUUUGACUACCUACUGCCCAGAACCAACUACUCUAGUGACAAACGGUGCUACUCACACUGUGACUGCACCAACUACAUUGACUAUCACUGACUGUCCAUGUACUUUGACUCACACCAAGCCACACAGCUCUGCUGCCCCAAGCAGCAGUUCUGCUUCUCCAUCUGGUACCGGUGCCGCAGCUCCAUCUGAAUUCACUUCUGCUGCUGAAUCUACUUCUACUCAGUACAUCACUUCAACUGAAGUGGUUUCAACUUUGACUACCUACUGCUCUGCACCAACUACCAUCACUACCAACGGUGCUACUCACACUGUGACUGCACCAACUACAUUGACUAUCAGUGACUGUCCAUGCACUGUUACUCACACCAAGCCACACAGCUCUGCUGCCCCAAGCAGCAGUUCUGCUUCUCCAUCUGGUACCGGUGCCGCAGCUCCAUCUGAAUCCACUUCUGCUGCUGAAUCUACUUCUACUCAGUACAUCACCUCAACUGAAGUGGUUUCAACUUUGACUACCUACUGCUCUGAAGCUACCACCCUCACCACCAACGGUGCCACUCACACUGUGACUGCCCCAACUACGUUGACUAUUACGAACUGUCCAUGUACCGUGACUCACACCAAGCCACACAGCUCUGCUGCACCAGCAUCUAGUGCUCCAGCUUCUUCUGCCAAGGGUACGACCGAGGCUACCCAAUCUACCAGCGCUCCAGGUACCACUUCUCCAGGUAAGACCGAGGCUACCCACGCUGAGUCUUCUGCUCCAGCUUCCACUGAAACUCAUGGUACCGCUGCUCCGGGCAAGACCGAAGCUACUCCAAAGACUGAAGCUUCUCCAAAGACUGAAGCUUCUCCAAAGACCGAAGCUUCUCCAAAGACCGAAGCUUCUCCAAAGACCGAAGCUUCUCCAAAGACUGAAGCUUCUCCAAAGACUGAAGCUUCUCCAAAGACUGAAGCUUCUCCAAAGACUGAAGCUACUCCAAAGACCGAAGCUACUCCAGCUACCUCUGCUCCAGCAGCUCCACACGGUACUGCUGCUCCAGCUCCAGGUUCUUCUGCUGCUCCAGCUCCAGCUCCAGGUUCUUCUGCUGCUCCAGCUCCAGGUUCUUCUGCUGCUCCAGCUCCAGGUUCUUCUGCUGCUCCAGCUCCAGCUCCACAAGGUACCGCUGCUCCAGCUUCCGGUGCUGAAGUUACCGUCACUGCUUCUCCAUCUGAAACCGAAGUUGUUCAAACUCACUGGACCACCGAAACUAACACUGUCACCUCUGAACAAACCGUCACUGCUCCAGCUACCACUUUCACUUCUAACGGUGCUUCAUUCACCGCUACUCCUCCAGCUCCAGUGACUGUUACCGUGACUGAAUGUGGUUGUACUCCAGGUGCUCCAGCUCCAGCUGGUACUGCUGCUCCAGCUCAAGGUGCUUCUGCUGCUCCAGCUGGUUCUGCUGCUCCUCAAGGUACUGCUGCUCCAGCUCCAGGUGCCCCAGCUCCAGCUGGUUCUGCUGCUCCUCAAGGUACUGCUGCUCCAGCUCCAGGUGCCCCAGCUCCAGCUGGUUCUGCUGCUCCUCAAGGUACUGCUGCUCCAGCUCCAGGUGCUCCAGCUCCAGCCGGUUCUGCUGCUCCAGCCCCAGCUCCAGCUGCUCCAUCUACCUCUGUUGAAACCACUUACUGUUCUGCCCCAACCACUUUGACUCACGCUGGUCAAACCACUGUUGUGUCAACUCCAGGUACUGUCACUCUCACUCACACUGUGACUCCAUCUGGUACUGGUGCUGCAGCUCCUUACCCAUCUGCUAACGGUUCAGCUCCAGCAACUGUCACCAAUGCACCAACUCACACUACUGAAGUUGUUUCUACUUUGACUACUUACUGUUCUGAAGCUACCACCGUUGUCACCAACGGUAAGACUUACACCGUUACUGCUCCAACCACUUUGACCAUCACUGACUGCCCAUGCACUGUGACUCACACUGGUAACAGCACUGUUGCACCAACUGUUGCUACAACUACCCCAGCCGGUAACGGUUCAGCUCCAGCAACUGUCACCAAUGCACCAACUCACACUACUGAAGUUGUUUCUACUUUGACCACCUACUGCUCUGAAGCUACUACUGUUGUCACCAACGGUAAGACUUACACUGCAACUGGUCCAACCACUUUGACUAUCACUGACUGCCCAUGCACUUUGACUCACGGUGGUAACAGCACUGUUGCACCAACUGUUGCUACAACUACCCCAGCUGGUAACGCUUCUGCUCCAGCAACUUCUGCUCCAGUUGAAACCGGUAACAGCACUUCUGUUGCUGCACCAACUUCUGCUCCAGUUGAAACCGGUAACAGCACUUCUGUUGCUGCACCAACUUCUGCUCCAGUUGAAACCGGUAACAACACUUCUGUUGCUGCACCAACUUCUGCUCCAGCUGAAACCAACAGUACUUCUGUUGCCGCCCCAACUGAAUCCAGUGCUUCCGCCCCAGUUUCUUCUACCGAAACUCCAUCUUCUGCUGAAUCAUCUACCAGCGCUACCGUCGCCCCAACUGCCUCUGGUUACAGCAACGGUUCUUCUCCAAUGAGUGGAUCUGUUAGAAACGCCGUUAACACCGGUUACUCUAUUAGUGUUACCUCUAACGCCGCUAACAGAUUGGGCGCUGGCUCCUUGUUCGGCUUAGCUGGUAUGGUUAUGAUGAUGCUAUGA
Molecule: messenger RNA, 3078 nt
Organism: Zygosaccharomyces rouxii
Lineage: Eukaryota; Fungi; Ascomycota; Saccharomycetes; Saccharomycetales; Saccharomycetaceae
Gene: SED1
Product: Sed1p
Exons: 1
Coding region: 1-3078 (1025 amino acids)
Biological process (GO): fungal-type cell wall organization
Cellular component (GO): fungal-type cell wall
Molecular function (GO): structural constituent of cell wall
Source: RefSeq, a predicted model, not a curated record